UCGGGGCAGAGGUGGGUACGUUUCAUUUCCACCCAGCCCUCGCUGUGUACGACAGAGAACAGGCUGCCGCUGCGGGAAGGAAGCACGGAGAGAGCCGGGAGCGGCACAGCGCACACGGCACAGCACCUCCCGCCUGCCUGGGCAGGGGACACAGCGGCUCAGCAUGGCUCCAGGGGCCUCAAAGAAGUCGUGGGGCAGUGUGGAGGUGGCCCUGGUUGACCUCUGUGCCGUCCUGCUCUGCUGUGGGCCGAUGCUGACCUGCUGCCGCCAGGUGACCAUCUUCCCAGCAGUGUUAAUUCUCCCUGAAGGUGACAAAGCCACUUUCUUCUGCAAUAUCUCCAUGGAGAAUGACUCUGGUUCAGAGUACAGCCUCAAUUGGUACAAGGAGACCAACCACAGCCAAGCCCAAAAAAUGGCUGAGAUCAGCCGAUACAAGCCCAUGACAGAGACAGAGAAGUACCGGCUCAUCAACCACACUCCUGUCUUUGAGAUUGAGAUCCUGAACCUCCACCAGAAUGACUCAGGCUCCUACUACUGUGGAUUGAUCACCUUCUAUGAGCCCGAUAAAGUGAUGGAGAGCAAGAGGGCCCAACUGAUAGUCACAGCAGCCCCUCAGGUGAAUGCUACUGAUGAGCCAGAGAUGGAGGAAGGCAACCCCUCAGAGCACAUCAAGGCCAUGCUCCUGGGCAUCCUCCUGCUGACUGGAGUGGUUGUGCUGCUGAUCUUUGGCUACCUCACCUUCACAUACAGGAGAGGAGAUGUGCAGAAACCACCGAGUGAAAACAUGCCAGUGAAGGAAGAGAAGCCCCCCAUGGUGUUCGUAUCCACUGUGGACUAUGGCGUGCUGGAGUUUCAGUGGGACCAGCGCAGCCCGGUGCCCCCCAGGACUCAGCCAAUUGAGCAGACUGAAUACGCCACCAUCAUCUUCCCUGAAGAGAAACCUGUCACACCGGAGCGUGGCAAGAAACACCUGGAGGACAGGACUCGACAGCUGCCAUCACAGCCCUGCUGAGGGUCAGGGUCCCUCCUCACCAGGGUAUGGGCAUGAGCAGGCUGCCCCAGCCCCUUCACUCUGGGAAAAUCCAGCGUAUCAGGACUAAAGCAACAGAGAUGCUGCUGCUGGAGUCGAUAUUGAACAGUCCUGGCCACAGUGUUAUUGUGGCCAUGGGGUGGGUAUCACAGGAUGAGGAAGCUCCCUGCUGUCCUCCAUGUGCUGCCUCUUCACUCUGGGCAGGGAGAAUGGGCUGAGGCAGAGCAGUGAUGCCAGCAGGUCUGUCCCAAAGGUGACUUACAGUAUGCCUCGGUAUUCUACCUCCACCCUGUGCUCUCUGGAGGGGCCAUGCUGCUUCCCUGCCCUAGGUCUGAGCCAGCUAUCAAAGCAUGACUGUUGAAGAAAGUGCUGGAGGUCAGAGCUGGAGUGAAUCCUGUGAGAUGCUGCUCAUGGGAGCCCAAGGCUUCUUGCAAGCUUCUUGCUUGGAGCAGAGGCUGCCCUAGGUACUGCUAUUCAGAAACCCCUGGGAAGCAGGCAGCUGGUCUCCUGCCUGUCUCCAGGCAUUUUCCUCCUCUGCAUGAGGGGUAAUCUAUCCCUGUAUCCCUCUCUCCCCAGGUGGGAGUCAGAUAUGGCCAUGCGGGUGAAUAAAGAG
Molecule: messenger RNA, 1643 nt
Organism: Serinus canaria (Common canary)
Lineage: Eukaryota; Metazoa; Chordata; Aves; Passeriformes; Fringillidae
Gene: PDCD1
Product: programmed cell death 1
Exons: 5
Coding region: 164-1012 (282 amino acids)
Biological process (GO): positive regulation of T cell apoptotic process; negative regulation of immune response
Cellular component (GO): membrane; external side of plasma membrane
Source: RefSeq, a predicted model, not a curated record